Messenger RNA from Psilocybe cubensis, 1524 nucleotides. RefSeq lists its product as uncharacterized. Lineage: Eukaryota; Fungi; Basidiomycota; Agaricomycetes; Agaricales; Agrocybaceae. The record is from RefSeq and is a predicted model, not a curated record. The coding region runs from base 1 to 1524 and encodes 507 amino acids. Gene Ontology annotation, biological process: carbohydrate metabolic process. The transcript has 8 exons.
AUGUUGAAUCCCACCCGCAAUCUCAGUAGCAAGGCGUCGAAGCUACUAUGGGGUCUGACCCUAUUAGCGACGGCGGCAGGGGCUCAAGAGCUGACAGAUGGUCAAAUUGGCGUGGUUAGCGCCAGAUUGGCAGAAGCAGCGCUCAUGAGUUGGGAGCUCGGUACUCGCGCACAAACUAUCCUCGAGCUUAACGCCACAGAAUACUCGGUGUUCUCUUCGUCCUCUCUACCACCCCCUAAAACUAUUCCAUCGUCACUGGCGUCUACACACGGACUCGAUCCUUUCUUUGCCAUUGCCCACGAGGUCGUCGCGAACCGCUCAACGGCGAACAACAACACGUCUGGGCCGCAGGCCUUUCUACCAGAUGGCAGUGCUGGCGACCCACCGUCGAUCGGCGUGGCGGUCUUGCUGGCCGAUUGGACGAACCAAGACGACGGGAGGUUGGAUUACGCAGGCGCAGCCAAGGACCAACUCGACUUUCUCCUAACCAAAGUCCCCAGAGCCUCCGACGGUGCUAUAUCGCAUAGGGUGUCUGAGCUGCAGCUAUGGAGCGAUUUUGUUUACAUGGUACCACCGUUCCUCGCUUACUAUGGCGUGUUGACCCGGAACCGCACUCUUGUCGCCGAGGCCUACAAUCAAAUUAAACUUUACCGAGGCCAUCUACGUGAUAAUUCAACGGGGUUGUGGAUGCAUGUCUUGCUGGGUGCCGACUGGAAUGACCCCGGAUUCUGGUGUACAGGUCAAGGAUGGGCAGCGGCGGGGAUGCUGCGGGUUUUCGCCACGAUGCAGCACUCUGAAUACUCCAACACGUUCAAAAACGAGCAAAAAGACCUUGCGAGCUGGAUAAAAGAAAUCCACGACGCCGUAUACCCUCACCUCGAUGAUACCAAUAUAUUCACAAACUACCCUAACCAACCCGUCACAGCCUCUGGCAACUUUUACGACGCCGCCUGUACAGCGCUGCUCGCAAGCACCGUCUACAGAGCCGCACUAGUAACCAAAGACGGCUCGCACAUCGCCGACGCCGACCGCACGCGGUCCACUCUAUUCAGCACGAACACCAGCCAGCCCCCUUCGUCCAACGCGAGCACCGCGCUGGACGGCUACGCGCAUCUGACGGCGGACGGGUGGCUCACGCCCGUCGUGAACCCGCACUCGUUUGGUAUGGCGGGCAAGGAGAGUGCGGAGGCGCAGGCGUUCGUUGUGCAGCUCCAUGCGGGGCAUAGGGAGUGGGUGCAGGGCGGCUCGAGAGUCAGCGCGGCUACCAGGAACGGCCGUGCGGAGGCUUCUGCGGUGUGGAUGACGCUUGUCCUCGUCCUCGCGGGAGCGUUUUUUCUUUUUUCCAUUUUCUCAAAGUACUUGGACGAUAUAUACCGACUUUCUCCACCCAAUUUAUACACCACCAUCAUACGCCUGUCAUUUCCCCUCCACUCAGCCUGCCGCUACCUUCAUAAUCCGCACACCCUCCCUACUUUACAGAAAAAAACGUCACCUAAUAAUUUAUUCGACCCGAUAAUCGCAUAG